CUCUGUGUCCCCACAGUGCCAGAUGACCUCACCCCUGAGGAGCAGCAUGAGCUGGAAAAAAACAUCCGCCGACGCAAGCAAGAGCUGCUGGAAGACAUUCAGCGUCUGAAGAAUGAGAUAGCAGAAGUCACCAGUGAGAUCGAGAACCUGGGUUCCACAGAGGAGAGGAAAAACAUGCAGAGGAACAAACAAGUGGCCAUGGGCCGAAAGAAAUUCAACAUGGACCCUAAAAAGGGGAUUAAGUUCCUGAUUGAGAACGACCUGCUUAAGCACACCAGCUCUGACAUCGCCCAGUUCCUGUACAAGGGGGAGGGGCUAAACAAGACCGCCAUCGGAGACUACCUUGGGGAGAGAGAUGAGUUCAACCUCCAGGUCCUCCAUGACUUUGUGGAGCUCCAUGAAUUUACCGACUUGAACCUGGUCCAGGCCUUGAGGUAAGAGCCUCCCAGUGGGGCUUUAUAACCAUCCAGGCCCUGAGGUAAGAGCCUCCCAGUGGGGCUUUAUAACCAUCCAGGCCCUGAGGUAAGAGCC
Messenger RNA from Oncorhynchus masou masou (cherry salmon), 531 nucleotides. RefSeq names its product cytohesin-1-like. The transcript is spliced from 5 exons. NCBI's taxonomy places the organism in Eukaryota, Metazoa, Chordata, Actinopteri, Salmoniformes, Salmonidae. Gene Ontology annotation, molecular function: guanyl-nucleotide exchange factor activity. The record is from RefSeq and is a predicted model, not a curated record. Gene Ontology annotation, biological process: regulation of ARF protein signal transduction. The annotation marks the transcript as partial.